AUGGCCCACGACCGUCACGGAAAUAACAAAUACCUCAUGGCAAAACCAAAAAGCUCACGGCAAAACCAAAAGCCUUGUGAGUUGGCAGACUACCUUCGCUGCACACACAUCAACAUAGCAGCAACAAGCAAUGGUGGGCAGUGUACUGAAGCCUCACACGAUCAGGGUACAUGUGGACUGGUAAUAGACGGAGGCACAGCAAACGGUUGGGCCAGUAAUGGGGGAAUAGGACAGUGGAUCAAAAUCCAGUUCGUUCGAGCGUAUCUACUGAACACCAUUCGUGUGAUGCAAAGAGUUGAACUCACUGAUCUUGCUAAAAGUCUACGACUUGAGUUUUCUGACAGUUCUGAGGCAUACGUUGACCUCACCAAAACGGAUGGUUCGACACCAAUCUGGGACGUACGAACGUUUGCUGAUGUCAGCACUUCUUUCGUGAAGGUCGUAGUAGAUACAGUGUAUGCGGCAGGACAAAUAGGGUUUAGAGAAGUGGAGUUUUAUCACGAUAACUGCCUCAGAGAUAAGCUUUGCAGCAGAGUGACACUUCCGGCAGGAAAGAAAUCCGAGAUACAUCCCCUGUUCGGGAAAACCAUCUCGGUUUUGGUUCUGACAAGUCAAGAAGUCAGCAUAACUCUACAUGAAAAGCCACAAACAGACUCUGCUAGAUACCGUUUUAAUAUUGGCGGUAAUUCCAAAUCAACUAUUUAUCUCGCGACGGAAGGUGGAUCAGAAGUGUCGAAGGAUUCCGCAGAUAUAUCAAGUUAUCCUUUCCACGCGAGCCAAUGGCGAACGUUCUGGAUUGACUUCCGUUCGAGCAAACUUGUUCUGGGGUCUGGAAGUGAAGUUAUUCUUCAGUGGAAUAACCCUAAUCCUUUUUCCAUUAGCUACGUGUCGUUCACUGCUGAUGGCUCAUCGGAAACACGGAUUAUUCUUUGCAACAAAGAGAUCAAAUGUUACAAAGGUGCUGAUCAUUUCUGGCCGCUGGAUAAAGUUGUAGCUGGUACUGUGUUUGAUUUGAUUGGCUCAAAGCACGGGAAAGCUGACAAAUCAUCCUUGGGAAGUGGUCCUGGGUACCAAGGAAUGGCCAGCUUAGGCGUGGUACUUAAAAGUACGGAAAAUAAAACCAUCGACUUUGGCGACUUUUCUGAUUGUGUCAGUGACGCGGCAGUAUGUAAUACAGGAAUCGCCAUUGGUUUCUGGGUGAUGGUGGUUAGUAGCAGCGAUAUCUUUCACACUGCCGAGACAUCAUCUGAUCGAGGGCUAUUAAUUUCCUACGACAAAGACUCUUCCAAACUGACUUUUCGAUUUUACUCCAAUGAUGUGUCAGGCAUGGUUGAACACAGAAUAGCUACCCUAGUUUGGUACCAUGUAUUUGUAAGCUGGAAGAAAGGCGAGUCACCAUUUCUCGUCGUGAACGGUGCGUACGACCUUUGGGGCUCCUAUUCGUCCGUAUCAAGACUCCAGGAGACGUACACACAUCUUCUUGCGGGAAAACGUCCCGCGGGCGGGGAAUCUGACGGCGGUCUUAGCCAGGUUGUCAUAUAUAAAAGACCUUUGAGCAAGCAAGAAAUGUUGGCAAAGUUUCACUGCGUUGGAUUGUCUCCCGAGUAUCCACCUUGUGCUAGUAUUGAGACAUCUGAUCGUAUUAGCUGCGGUUGGAGUGGUAUUACAAAGUCUUUGUGUAUCUCAUUGGGUUGCUGUUACGAUUCUGGUGCCAGCAGUUGCUUUCAACAGGACGGACUCAGUGGAAAUUGUAAGUAUAUGUCGUCGACAGAAAUUUUCAGCGAUCCAGUACAAGCACAAGGUAUAACUGUUAGGCCCAGUUCAAACGCUGAACUUCACGAGAUGAACUAA
This is a messenger RNA of Pocillopora verrucosa, 1851 nucleotides long. The record is from RefSeq and is a predicted model, not a curated record. NCBI's taxonomy places the organism in Eukaryota, Metazoa, Cnidaria, Anthozoa, Scleractinia, Pocilloporidae.